UCCUUUCGUUUUCGCAAAGAAAUUUUGUUGACUAUCGAGAAACCACAGUGAAAAAUAAUUUGAGUAAUAAUUGUUAUCAGAACGUAAAACUUCGCGUAAUUGUUUCCUAUCCCAAUCACCGGAGACGUUCGCAAGCGGUACACGAUGGAGGUUUGUCGAACGUGCAUGAAUGCAAACCGUACGGAGCACCACCAGCGUAUGAUUCCGAUCUAUUCCAAGCUGGACGAUGCCUUCAUCGCGAACAUCAUCAUGGACUGUACCGCCAUCGAGAUCCAAGAGAACGAUGGCCUGCCACCUUACGUGUGCUCCGGAUGCAUGGAAACCCUCAAGAUUUUGAUAAGUUUCAUAAAAACUGUUCGCGACUGUGAUCGCCAGCUUCGUAUGAUAUGCAAGCCAGAAUCAACCCAGUGCCACAAACCAGCCGAAGUUGCCAAUACAAACGACGACGUAGCUCUGGAAAACGAAUCGGAUGUGUUCCAGUUCACUGAGAUUAAAAUUGAACCGAUAGAAGGCCUUGUGGAUGAGGUUGCGGAAAAUCCGUAUCUGGAAGAAACCGUUGAAAGUGACCCAGACGCCGUGGUUCAAAGUGAAGAUGAGGAUUCUCAAAGUUCGGGCGAGGAGAGUGAAAGCGAAAGCGACUGGAAAGGUAGUGAUGAUGAAAUAGAGCUAAUAGUACGUAAGAAGCCUGGGCGCAGGCCAAAGCCCAAACCUGCCAACACGGAUGAUAAGCCAUUAUUGAAUAAGCGUCGUCACAAGCCAGAUGAGGACCUAGAGAUGAACGAGCAUGAGCUUGAACUUUAUACAGUUAUUCAAGUUCAGCCGGGUAGCCAUACAUGCUGCGGAUGUUUACUGAUAUUUAAGUCAGCCGAAGAGCUUGAGACACAUCGAAACAAAGCUCAUGUUCGAAAACGAGAAUCAAAAGUAAAACCAACGUCCAAAGUGCUUUGUGACGGAUGUCUACGGAAGUACAAGUCUAAACGUCGCGUCAAUUACCACAAAGAACGCGUUCGGCAAUUGGAAAUCAUUUGGGAAUGUAACAAAUGCAAGAAUCGAUUCAGUGAGGCAACACGGCGACGGAAUCAUUCUAGGAAGCACCCGUACAAACGCGGUCCUAGCACAGUGGUAGCUCCUAUCAAGGAAGCGGUCCAACAAGAACUGGGCUGGAUAUGCUGCGCACAGGCGUGCGGUCAGUCGUUCAAGACGGAAAAAGAUAUGGUUGAUCACGCACACAAAGCCCAUCAGAUCAACAAACAAGAGGCGGAUAUGGAGGACCACGUGGAGAAGCCAGUACAGUGCCAGGUCUGUUACCGACGGUUCUCCGACAAAAACGGACUCAUAAACCACCAGCAACGACUCUACAAGCUGCAAAAAUAUCAAUGCGCUCUGUGUGGCUUGCAGUUUAACAGCGGAGGGCGGCUCACGGAGCACGAACUGACUCAUCAGAGCGAUAAGCCGUUCAAGUGCGACGUUUGCAACAAAGCAUUCACACAGAAGGGCAACUUGAAAACUCACAUGACGAUUCACUCCAACGAGAAACCGUUUCAGUGUACCGUCUGUGGUUCUUCCUUCCGGCAGAAGGGCGGUUUGAAGGCCCACAUGUCGAAUCAUGUGGACAUUCCGCAGUUUAAAUGUGAGGUCUGCUCGAAAAUGUUCAAAGCGAAACUACAUCUGCGUUACCACAUGCGCAUUCACAAUGGCGAAAAGAAGUUCCCGUGCCGCUACUGCGAAAAGGCUUUCACCGAUUUUACCAAUCGAAUGAGACACGAAAUGAGUCAUACUGGAAUUAAACCCUAUAAAUGCUCCUUCUGUGACAAGACGUUCAUACGUAAGCGAUUCCAAUUGGAACAUGAAAGUACUCAUACAGGCGUGAAACUAUACAACUGUGAAGUGUGUCUGCAGGGCUUUGGACAGAAAAAUUCGCUUAAAAAACAUUUGCAGACUAGCCACCCCAAUCUGGCCCGCGUAGAUGAUGAUGGAGACGAAGGUGGUAGCAGCAGUUACCACAAGUCACAAGCCUCUCCAACCGGAAGCACCAACAGCAACAGCAGCACAUUGUCGGUGCAACAUCUGCAGCACCGUAUGCCACCCCAAACGCACCCGAUUCCGUUGAUCAACCAGCAGCAACUGCACAUUAUGUCGGCCUUCCAUCAUCAACCACAUUAAGGAGGUGUUUCGGAAUAAUUAACAGAUGUUUACAUUAAACCAAGUUCAUUUUAUAAGGACUAUCAACAACUGUGACUAUAAAAUACGUGUUGAACCAA
This is a messenger RNA of Armigeres subalbatus, 2261 nucleotides long. Its product is annotated as zinc finger protein 34-like. The coding region runs from base 145 to 2163 and encodes 672 amino acids. The record is from RefSeq and is a predicted model, not a curated record. Gene Ontology annotation, cellular component: nucleus. The transcript has 6 exons. Gene Ontology annotation, molecular function: zinc ion binding. NCBI's taxonomy places the organism in Eukaryota, Metazoa, Arthropoda, Insecta, Diptera, Culicidae.